AUGGCCAGCCUGGAGCAAAAACUCACAGGGGACGUGGCAGGCCUGAAAAAGAAUAUAGGGCGAGUGGCUGAGAUGGUAAACGUCGACAUCACACCUAGCUGCACACAUGACCAUCCGUUUACCGCAGAAAUAAUGGCGCCCCCUCUCCCCAACAAAUAUAGGUCACCGUCGAUCCCACCAUAUGAUGGUCGAGGGGAUCCCGACGAUCAUUUGGAGAUGUACACAGGACACAUGCUCUUACACGGGUAUGCUGAGGAAAUCAUGUGCCGAGCUUUUCAGAACCAUUUAACGGAUUCUGUCCGAAGAUGGUUUCGGACGCUGAUGCCAAAUUCUAUCUCAAGUUGGGAUGAGUUAAAGGAAGCAUUUUCCCUCCAAUUCAUAGGGGUUAAAAAAUACGUCCCCCCGAAGCAGAAUCUGACGACGAUAUACCAAAAGCCGAACGAGCUAUUAAAGGAAUGGCUUGCAAGAUAUGGGGAAGCUGUCACCGUCACGAUGGAUAUAACAGACAGAGAGGUCUUGAUGGGGGCAUUAUCUAGCAUGAAGAAAAUUACCCCCUUCAAGAGAGAGUUGAACCGAAAACCCUCGUCCAGCUACAAGGAAUUUCUUGCGCAAGCGCAAGGGUACAUCAACGCCGAAGAGGCAGACGCAAAUGACCCCGAGCAUAGGUCCAACAAGAAUAAAGGGACCGAACAGGGGUCGACACCGGCAAAACAGGACAGGAAGAAGCGUCGAGGUGGAGGAAACGGAGAGAAGCAGCCAGCUGCGACGACGAGCGCUCCAGAAGCUAAGAGGCCAAGGCAAGAGGAUACCCUUAAGCCUCGACUGUUUCAAAAGUACGAUUCCUACCACGAGCUAACGGUAGGAGUUGAGGAGGUUUUCAACCAGGUCGGACGCUGA
Molecule: messenger RNA, 897 nt
Organism: Morus notabilis
Lineage: Eukaryota; Viridiplantae; Streptophyta; Magnoliopsida; Rosales; Moraceae
Exons: 1
Coding region: 1-897 (298 amino acids)
Source: RefSeq, a predicted model, not a curated record